UUGUGUGUGUUAGUUUGUGGAGGCUGUCCGGUUCAGUCUGGUUGUUUUAUUUGUUUGCUCGCUUCUAUAAAAUGAGCUUCUGACAGCAGCCGGGCUGCGGGCGCCGCCGGCUCCUCCUGACCGGAAAAUGAAGCGUCUCUGUCGGAGGCUGGCGGUGGCCGUGGCGGUGCUGGUGUGGCUGGGGGCGCUGGUUUACCUGCUGGUGCUGAGCCGGAGGAGGCUGCCGGAGCUCGGUACCGGAGCAGGAGCAGGGGGCGGAGGAGGAGGAGUAGCAGGAGGCGGAGAGACAGCCUACAAACAGAUCUCAGAUGCAGAGUGGGAGGACUUGUUGGAGGGUUUUGAUGAGCGUGGUUACCUGAGUGCUCGACGCUGGAAGCCCGGCGAUGACCCGUACACCCUGUAUGCCUUCAACCAGAGAGAGAGUGAACGCAUCCCCAGCAACCGAGCCCUGAGAGACACACGACACUACAGGUGCACCACUCUUCAUUAUGACUCUGAUCUUUCUCCAACAUCCAUCAUCAUCACCUUCCACAAUGAGGCCAGAUCCACCCUUCUGCGCACCAUCAGGAGUGUUUUGAACAGAACUCCAGUUCAUCUCAUCCACGAGAUCAUUCUGGUGGAUGACUUCAGCGACGACGAAAGUGACUGUCAGCUUCUCACCAAACUGCCCAAAGUCAAAUGUUUUCGCAACAACAAGAGAGAAGGUCUGAUCAGAUCCAGAGUUCGAGGGGCCGAUGCUGCGAGGGCCGGGGUCCUCACCUUCCUGGACAGCCACUGUGAGGUCAACAAGGACUGGCUGCCUCCGCUGCUGCAGAGGAUCAAACAGGACCCAACCUGUGUGGUCAGCCCAGUCAUCGACAUCAUUAACAUGGACACUUUUGCCUACGUGGCGGCCUCCGCUGAUCUCCGUGGAGGUUUUGAUUGGAGUCUCCAUUUCAAGUGGGAGCAACUGUCACCUGAACAGAGAGCCAGUCGGACAGACCCGACCCAGCCAAUCAAGACUCCCAUCAUUGCCGGCGGCCUCUUUGUAAUUGACAGAUCCUGGUUCAAUCACCUUGGCAAAUACGACACCGCUAUGGACAUCUGGGGUGGGGAGAACUUUGAGAUCUCAUUCCGGGUGUGGCAGUGUGGUGGCAGUCUGGAAAUCUUGCCCUGCAGCAGAGUGGGUCAUGUCUUUAGGAAGAAACACCCGUAUGUAUUCCCUGAGGGUAAUGCCAACACGUACAUCAAGAACACACGUCGCACAGCUGAGGUGUGGAUGGACGACUUCCGUCUCUUUUACUACUCUGCUCGCCCAGCAGCACGCGGGAAAUCCUACGGAGACAUCCGAGGCAGAGUGGAACUCCGCAAGAAGCUCAAGUGCAAAUCCUUUAAGUGGUACUUGGACAAUGUCUACCCAGAGCUCAAGGUCCCAGAUGACUCUGACUCUCAGUCUGGGGUGAUCAGACAGCGGCAGAACUGCCUGGAGUCUCGCAAGCUAGAGGGCCAGGAGCUGCCCGUCCUCACACUGGCUCCCUGCAUAGGAAAAGAGGGGGUCCCUGCUCCCAACCAGGAGUGGGUGUACACUCAUGGGCAACAGAUCCGACAGCAGCAGCACUGUCUGUCUCUGUCCACCACCUUCCCUGCCUCCCAGGUCCUGCUGAUGCCCUGCAACAUGGCUGAUGGCAAGCAGCGGUGGCAGAAGUCGGGGACUCACCUGGAACACCUCGUCUCUCGGUUCUGUCUGGACUCGGAGAUGGCUCUAGACGGGAUGGACUCCUCUCGAAUGCUCGUCAUUAGCCCCUGCGAACUGAGUGCGUACACACAGAGAUGGGAAGUCCCCUUCUCCUGACCCCUAACCCCGUCCCUGUGACCUUUCAGCCUCCACGAACCCCGCCACCCAUUCACAGCCUCAAAGACCUGCACAGUGAGCUGCUCUGACAGAGUGAAGAUGCAUGAGCACGUCAUGUCAAGGUGCUGUAGCUGGAUGGAACGUUUUUUAAGACUUUUUGACGCCUCUUCACUGUUUAUCAUGAAUAAGAAUAAAUCAAGUGCGGAUCUGUUGGGUCUAAAAUCCUGGUUUACUGAAGAUCUGUGCUGGAUCAGAACAUUGCUAAAGGAAGAGACACAUCAGAAAUGUCUGGUUUACUUAUCUGGAGGUUGAAGUGUGUAUGUAUGUAUGCAGCUGUUGAGAAGUUUUGAGAGGAGUGAAACCAAGUGCACCUUAAAAUCCCCAAACUUUUAAAGACUCCAGUUGGACAGAAAAAAUAUUGGAGAAUGUGAUCGGAAUUGUAAUCUUUUGCAAUGAAAGUGUCUGUUUCAAAGGAUGUUUAUGAAUAUGGGAAUUAAAACCAAGCACAACUCGAGUUUUUAGUUUACUUGGUCGAAUACCUGUCACUGUCUUUGCUGCAGUAGGAGCAUCUAGAUAAAACUGUCAAAUUAAGAAUCCAUUCUUCCUGGGACCUCAUCGGGAACUCACCAGCGAGCACAGUGACCAUAUGACUUAAUUUAAAGCACACUGUCAUCUUUUUUUUUUUCUUUUUUCAACCGAGUUGACUAAACACUGACCUGUCCCACCAAGCAGGAGUACUAAAGUUGAAAAAAAAAAAAGCUUUUCUAAAUUUAUAUAUCAAAAUUUAUGAUGACUUAUGGUGUAUUCCCACUGAACGUGAAGCAAAUUUUCAGCACAAAUACAACCACUGAAGUGUUUUUUGGAGUGUUUUGCAACAGCAGUGCCAACAGUUGCGCUAACUAACCGAGGCAGGCAGCUAAUGGCUCCCUUGGUUGUAAAAGUACAACCAAUAGCUGGAGUCAAGUGAUGUAAACACGGUAAACAUGGAGGCCCUGUGCUCUGGACCAGUGUGAACCAAGAUGACAACACCCUUUAUUUUUCAUACCAUCACAGCAGCAUAAUACUGCUUCUCUCCUCCUAUUAUUUACCUGCCACAAUAAAAGGCCAACUUAAAGCAUUUUGCUAAAGAAAACUACUGAACAAAAAAGCGUACACAAGUAACAAUUACAUAUUUUCAGAACUUACCAUGUAGUCCUGUGGCCUCCCGCACUAAUCUCUUAGCCCUCUCCUUAUUUCUUCUGUCUCUGGAGAGUACCGACAUUGAGUCAUGGAAGUCCAGUUUCCCACAGUCAACAACAAGACGUUUUUCCCCCGUAUCUGAUUCUCAGUAGCAUCAGGAGUAUCUCAACUGGAUCUUAAUGCUGAUAGGUAAUUGGGUAGAUAGCUCUAUUGCAGGAAUACGCAAAUAGAGCCAAUUUUGUGUCUUUGUGUCAUUCGCACCAACCAGCGCGAAUUUUGGCUAUAUAAUUUUAUUUGCGUUGAGUUUGUAUGCAAUAUUGCCAUGUGAAACGCUAGCUUUGCGUUUGGUGUGGACACAUAAUUAGUGAUCUUGCUUUGUGAGACAAACUUUUAGAUUGCUUUGUACCAAAAGAAGAAGUAAAAGGGUGACCAAAAGAUCCAACAAUGGUAUAUUUAGAUGGAGUUUUCACUCAUUUCUAUUUGGGAGUGUCUCUAAUGCUCUUAAAGUUCUAGUCUGUGGCCGGAGAAGUUUUACUUUCCUGAAGUAUGCAAAGAGGUGGAUGAGAAAUUUGUUGUUUAUAUGACCAUAAUUUCCACCGUAGAACUUUUGCAUGCUGCAGCUUCCUUGACCGGGUCAGCAGAUUUGAUCGCAGAAGAAGAAAGGAGGAGCAUGGAGACAAAGAAGGGCACCACCGAGAAGGAAAGCCCCAAAAAGAUACAUAAAAGCCGGAUUUAAGGACAAUCUAUCAGGCCGGGUCUGAGCUCCCUGUGCAAAGACAGAUGUUGACUUUGAAACCGAAGAAUUAGCAGAAAAACACAGACAGAAAAGGGCUACAGGUGUACAUAGACAAACGGGCACAAUGAAAAGUAAGAUUAAAAGUAACAGUAAGUAACAGUAACAGCAUGUCUGCAGCACAUCUCAUACUGUCUAAUGUUUUGGGGGUCGAUCAGCAGAUUUCAGCGUUUCCUGUGGCCUCAAGGAUGCAGCUGCUUCACAUCACACGCACCCCGUGAAGUACUGCUGUGCAUGGGGGAAUUUUUCUUUGCCACGUCAAAUUUAUCAAAAUGGGGAGGAAGCUUUACUAUUUCAUUUAGUCCCCUUAAAUGCCUUAGUUUUGAGGAUUUACAAAAGUUAUUAAGGGUUUGUUUUUCAAGAAGAAUGUUGAAAAUUUCAGAAUCUGGAUGAUCAGUGGGAGCAACCAAACCUUUGGUUUUCAUUUCUGAGCCCGCUGACAGGACACGGGGCCGUUGUUGAUGGACAAACUGCAGCUGCUGUGGAGGUCAAACCUGUGACCCUGCAGUCAUGUGACAGGCUUCUUUCAAAUUCCAACAGAGUCAAAACACAACUCGAGUUAACCACAGACCUACAAAUUUUGCAAAUCACUCUUUCAAAUGAUGGAUUGCUAAUUUUGGAGACAAACGAGUCACCACUUCUCUGUGUUUGACAUCAUCCACUGAACCAUUUUGAUAUCCUGUUUGACUCCUAAAUAAAGGUUUUAUAAUGGCUAUUUCUAUUUUACUGAGAUGACUGUGGUGUUUACAUGCAGGUACUGAAGGCUGACGCUGAUACAGGUUUUACAGACCCUAACGUGUUAUAUAACCCCACCUUUAUCAUGUUAAUCAAACAUCGCUGUUUAAGUAAAAAAGAUUCUACAUACAGGAGCACUACUGCCAUUACAACCACCAUUAUUACUGAUACUACAAAACUAGUACUUCUUUACUACUUUAUU
Molecule: messenger RNA, 4740 nt
Organism: Plectropomus leopardus (leopard coralgrouper)
Lineage: Eukaryota; Metazoa; Chordata; Actinopteri; Perciformes; Serranidae
Gene: galnt14
Product: UDP-N-acetyl-alpha-D-galactosamine:polypeptide N-acetylgalactosaminyltransferase 14 (GalNAc-T14)
Biological process (GO): protein O-linked glycosylation
Cellular component (GO): Golgi apparatus
Molecular function (GO): polypeptide N-acetylgalactosaminyltransferase activity
Source: RefSeq, a predicted model, not a curated record